Molecule: messenger RNA, 1313 nt
Organism: Saccostrea echinata
Lineage: Eukaryota; Metazoa; Mollusca; Bivalvia; Ostreida; Ostreidae
Exons: 3
Coding region: 144-1217 (357 amino acids)
Source: RefSeq, a predicted model, not a curated record
CUGACACGAAAAAACCACGUCUUGAAAAUGAGCGCACAAGCACGAGUCUCAUUUUUUAUGACUUCUACUCUAACGAAAAUCUCUUCAAAGACCUAAAAAUUUGUGUGAAUGCUCUUCAAGAAUGGAAUGAUUAUACACUGUGCAUGUUGAAGAUAAAUCACUGUAACGCCGAGUGUCCAUGCACAUUUUCUAAAGCCUAUUGCAUGGCGGCUAGGUACCGCUAUGUGCACGGUAUAAGCAGCUCUGAAAUUGUGAAAAAGUUCGCAUUCUCAAGUAUUUUCAAAUACGGCGAAGAAUUGCUGACAUGUUUUGCUAAGCCCAAAAAUGAAUCUCGCUUGCCACAGAGGAAAGGGGCAAGAAUUGCGCUCGAAAAAUUGUUCAGUUUUAUGUCCAGUGGACUUGAAUUGACAGAGAGUUGCUUGAGGAAGAAUAUUAAAGGUGUUCCCGAAUCAGACUGGAGUGUUGUGGUUGCUCAUCAUUUGCUCUCCAAACUUGCUGUGUCUUCAUUUUACCUCAUUGAUCAAAGUAGAGGCAAACAGAACAGGUGCCCUUGUCAGUGUGGAGAAAGUCUCACAGGAACUUAUGGCGAUUCAAGCAUAGGUUCUCCUGAAGUCUGGCAUGGGUUACUGGACAUUUUGAUGAGUGUUUCAGUCAAGUUUAUGAGUUUUGAGGAUCCAGAUUCUCUGUCUGGCUCUGGAGGUCAUUAUAUAGUGAGAGGAAAAGAAACAGACUUAAAAAGCAUCAGAGAACAAAUAAUAGCACAGUCAAUUGUGUUCUCAUUCUUUCAAAGGAAACUACACCCUGAGUAUGUGCAUCACUUGAUACCUAGUAUUGGCAUCUCAAAGGACAUGCUUGUGGUUUAUUUAUAUGAUUGUAAUAAUGAUAUACUCCUAGAGAGUUCAGAAAUGCCUUACCUUACAACACAAGGUGCUCUUGUUAAACCAACCAUUGUAGCACUAUGGCUAGUGUUGAACUAUGAAUUCUUAUGCUCAGGUAUAACAAAAGGUAUGAAUGAUUCUGGUGUCAAGAGUAAUUUUACUCAGCUUGUUCAUGAAAAACUGAAAUUAUAUGACAAAGUUACUGUCCCUUGUGAUUCAUCAUGUUCAGGAGAAGAGGAGCAGUGGACCUGGGGAGCCCGACCUGAAAAUGAUGAACCGGCUCAGAGGUUCAGUGAUGUGAACAUGUUGCAGCCAUGGAAACUUAGUGAUAGUUCAUGAAGAAUAAUUGUGAUUUUGUGUUUUAUAGAUGAAUCUUCAUAAUGUUUCAGUUUAAAUAAAAGUGGACUUUUUUAUAUGGCAAAAAAUGGUCAUUGA